AUGGCCCUCAGGAGGCAGGCAGGUGCACGGGCCACUGGGGUCCUGUGGGGCCUGUCCAGUGUGCGGGCCCUGGGCACCAGGGUCUCUGCAGCCGGCCAGGCAGUGCUGCCCUUUGAAGCCAUUCCCCAGUGUCCUGGCAACAAGUGGGUGAGGAUGCUGCGUGUCUGGAAGGAGCAGGGCCAGGAGAACCUGCAUCUGGAGAUGGAGAGGCACUUCCACGAGCUGGGGCCCAUCUUCAGGUACGACGUAGGAGGGGUUCCCAUGGUGAAUGUGAUGCUGCCCAAGGACGUGGAGCGGCUACAGCAGGUGGACAGCCUGUACCCCUACCGGGUGCCCAUAAUGCCCUGGCUGGCCUACAGACACCAUCGUGGACACAAACUUGGCGUGUUCUUGAUGAACGGGCCCGAAUGGCGCCACCACAGGCUGCACCUGAACCCUGACCUGCUGGAGCCCAGGAACACACACAAGUUCAUGCCCAUGGUGAACAUGGUGGCCCGGGACUUCUCCCAGACCCUGAGGAACAAGGUGCUCCAGAAUGCCCGUGCAAGCCUGACCCUGGACGUGCAGCUCAACAUCUUCUUCUAUAUCAUGGAAGCCAGCAACUUCGCCCUGUAUGGCGAACGGAUGGGCCUCCUGGGUCCCAACCCCAACCACGCCAGCCUGAACUUCCACGAGGCCAUGAAGAUCAUGAUGAAUUCCACCGCACAGCUCUACAUGCUGCCCCAGAGCCUGUCCCGCUGGGCCAGUGCCAGCGUUUGGGCCGAGCACUACCAGGCCUGGGACACCAUCUUCCAGUUCGCCAACGACGCCAUGCAUAAAGUCUACCAGGACCUGGCGCUUGGCCGCCCGCAGCACUACAGUGGCAUCAUGGCAGAGCUGCUCCUGAACUCAGGCCUGUCUCUGGAAACCAUCAAGGCCAAUGCCGUGGAACUCACUGCAGGAAGUGUAGACACGACAUCUUACUCUCUGCUGAUGACCCUCUUUGAGCUGGCCCGCAACCCUGAUGUCCAGCAUGCCCUGCGCCAGGAGAGCCUGGAGGCUAAAGCAACCCUCAGUGACAGUCCCCACAAGGCCCGCUCAAAGCUGCCCCUGCUGCAGGCUGCCCUCAAGGAGACCCUGCGGUUGUACCCCGUGGGUUUAACAGUGCAGAGGAAGGUGGCAUCAGACCUGGUGCUGCAGAACUACCACAUUCCAGCCGGGACCUUAGUCAUGCUGAACCUCUACUCCUUGGGUCGAAACCCCAACGUGUUCCCGAGGCCAGAGCGCUAUGACCCCCAGCGCUGGCUGAACAAAGACUCCACAUCCAACUUCAAUCACGUGGCCUUCGGUUUUGGGGUGCGCCAGUGCGUGGGACGUCGAUUGGCGGAGGCAGAGAUGCUGUUUUUCCUGCACCAUGUGCUGACGAACUUCCUGGUGAAGACCUUCUCCUCUGACGACUUAAAGAUGGUCUACCGCACAGUGCUGAUGCCCUCCAACUACCCCCUCCUCACCUUCCAGGCCGUGGACUAG
This is a messenger RNA of Elephantulus edwardii (Cape elephant shrew), 1509 nucleotides long. RefSeq names its product cytochrome P450 11B2, mitochondrial-like. Lineage: Eukaryota; Metazoa; Chordata; Mammalia; Macroscelidea; Macroscelididae. The coding region runs from base 1 to 1509 and encodes 502 amino acids. Gene Ontology annotation, cellular component: mitochondrial inner membrane. Gene Ontology annotation, biological process: glucocorticoid biosynthetic process; cholesterol metabolic process; aldosterone biosynthetic process. The record is from RefSeq and is a predicted model, not a curated record. The transcript has 9 exons. Gene Ontology annotation, molecular function: iron ion binding; heme binding; corticosterone 18-monooxygenase activity.